Molecule: messenger RNA, 315 nt
Organism: Gamsiella multidivaricata
Lineage: Eukaryota; Fungi; Mortierellomycota; Mortierellomycetes; Mortierellales; Mortierellaceae
Product: peptide chain release factor class I/class II
Exons: 1
Biological process (GO): translational termination
Cellular component (GO): mitochondrion
Molecular function (GO): translation release factor activity
Source: RefSeq, a predicted model, not a curated record
UCCUCAUCCACGCCAUACAGAGAGAUCGUCCUUCUCGACACGGACUUUCGGGAACGAUUCAUCAAAGGCGGUGGAAACGGCGGCCAAAAGAUCAACAAGACCAAUUCGAACGUGGAACUAAAGCACUACGAAACCGGGAUCGUAGUCCAAUGUCAGGCGACAAGAUCGUUGCCUCAGAAUCGGAAACUGGCACGGAAGAUCCUGAUCGGUCGGUUGGACGAGUACUACAAUGGCGACAUGUCGAAACGCGGGCAAAAGGCAGAGAAGAUUCGGCAGCGAAAGAUGAGGAUGGCAAGGAAGUCUGCGAAAAAGUAC